This is a messenger RNA of Haplochromis burtoni (Burton's mouthbrooder), 1085 nucleotides long. RefSeq names its product granzyme K. The transcript is spliced from 5 exons. Bases 65 to 832 code for a protein of 255 amino acids. NCBI's taxonomy places the organism in Eukaryota, Metazoa, Chordata, Actinopteri, Cichliformes, Cichlidae. Gene Ontology annotation, biological process: proteolysis. The record is from RefSeq and is a predicted model, not a curated record. Gene Ontology annotation, molecular function: serine-type endopeptidase activity.
UAAAGCUGAGCAUCACAGUGAGUUUCAGUGCAUUCAGCGUCUGAUCAAAGAGAGGGAAGAAGAAAUGUCCUGCCUGAAGAAUUUCAGUCUCCUCAUCUCAUGUGUGCUCCUCUCCAUCAUCCAGCCAGGUCGUGGGUCUGAGAUUAUUAAUGGGAAGGAAGUCAGGCCACACUCACUGCCUUACAUGGCUUAUGUGAGAAGUGUGGCUAAUUAUAUGUGUGGAGGGACAUUAAUCCAUCCACAGUGGGUGCUGACAGCUGCCCACUGCACUGGGAGUUACUGGGUGACGCUGGGAGCCCACUCCAGAACGAAAAACGAACAUUCCAAGCAACUCCGAGUCGUCGAGAAAAGUUUUCCUCAUCCUGACUACUGUUGUGCAAAGCACGACAAUGACCUCAUGUUGCUGAAGCUUAAAGAACCGGUGAGGAAAACCAGGGAAGUGCAGUGGCUCGAGGUUGGCAACACUGUGAGAGACCCGGCAGCUGGCAGCACGUGUCUGGUGGCCGGAUGGGGAGUAACUGAAAACAACCAAACAUCAGACGUCCUCAUGUCUGUCAAUGUGACUGUGGUCGGCAGGCAGAAGUGCAACUCUGGUGAUUAUUACAACCACGACCCUGUUAUCACUGAUGACAUGAUAUGUGCUGGUUCAGAUGGUACAAACGUCGCUGAUACCUGUCAGGGGGAUUCAGGAGGCCCGCUGUUGUGCGAUGGAGCGCUGGUUGGAGUCACUUCUUUUGGACGGGGUUGUGGUAUCAUUAAAAAACCUGGAGUCUACUCGUUUGUCUCAGGGAGACAGCUGUACUGGAUCAAAACCACGAUGAAGUUAUUCUAAAUGUCUUGAAACCACAGCAUGAUUUGAUGUUACAUCUGUCAGUGUUGUCUCUGUAGACCAUUAUUCAGUUUAUCAUUUCAUUGUUCCUCUUACAGUUUAUGAUAAUUUAGUUUCUGCCAGCUUAAUAUACUUUUUUUUUUAUAGAUUCUGCACUUGGUUAGUCCACUGCAUGAUCUUAUGGCAGAUAAGUUGGACUGACCUCCCUCCACAUUUUAGUCCUACUGUAAAAAUAAAUUGGAAACACUGUUUGAAA